AUGCCGGAAGGCGGUGGUCGUCCGACGUGUAUGCUGAUUGGAAUGCAGAGAUUUUUGAUGCAAAUCCAUUGGAUCAAAAGUUUCUUCACCGAGAAAUCGGAUCGAGAGCUCCGCGAGCUCGUUGGACAAUCCGCACUUCAUUUGUUAAACGAGGACAUUCAGAAGGAUGCAUUGAAGUACCUGAACGGCUGCACAACAUACACAAAAUCCAAAAUCGAUGAUCUCAUGAAUCUCCGCCCACCAGCAACAAUUCCGGGAAGCUCCGCCCCUAUGGUCCCGCCUGGAUUAUCGAAAGAAGCAAAAUCAGAUGAAGAGAUAAAAGAGGAAGAAGAGGAAAAUGAAAAAAUUAAGGAUGAGCAAUCGGCAAAAAAGCCUACAAAAAUGGGAAAUUUGAAUAAUUGCAAAUCGUGUGCAGGUUAUAGAGAACGAGCGGCAUUAUUGAGAGCUAGUGCGAAGGAAAUGAAGAAUAAGGCUGAGGAAACGGCCAAAGAAUGGGAACAUUAUACGGAAUACAAGAAGGAGUACGAUCGAAAACAGGACAUUAUUCGGGAUCUUGAAGAGUUAGUUUUGCUGAAAAUUUAG
Molecule: messenger RNA, 582 nt
Organism: Caenorhabditis briggsae
Lineage: Eukaryota; Metazoa; Nematoda; Chromadorea; Rhabditida; Rhabditidae
Exons: 2
Coding region: 1-582 (193 amino acids)
Source: RefSeq, a predicted model, not a curated record